ACACACCACCCUUGGUCUCUGGAGCUAUAAAUGCCUGGCAGGCACCAGCAGGCAUUCAGUAUCUCUCACUCACAGGCAGGAAUGACGCAGAGCUGGACUGCCGCAGCAGCCGAGGGGCACCUCAUUUUCUUCCGAGAGUCGCUCCUCAGUAGGGCGGCGUUGCCACAACCACAACCACCUCCAAAGCUGGCGGCAAAACCAACAAUUUCCUUCAGCAUCGAUGCCAUCCUCUCCACAGAUUACCGGGAACCAACGACGCAGCGCCCUCAUUACGCACAAACAGUGGCUAUGAAAAACGCGCACAGCCCGCUGCUUCUGCCUCACCUCCUACCUGUCAGCGCUCCGUAUCGGCAAGAUCCUCACCGACUCAACCCAUACAAGCAACAGCACUACUACAGCAAUGAAACAGACUUCAACGGUAGCAAUGGCUAUCCCAACUACCUGAUGUGUCGCGGAGCUUGGAAAACGUGCCGGCGGAUUCGCACCAUCUUCACCACAGAGCAGCUGAGGAAAUUGGAGGAGGUGUUCAGCAAGCAACGCUACAUGACCGGCACUGAGAAGGUGCUGCUCGCCUCUGCACUCCGCCUCACCGAGACCCAAAUUAAAGUCUGGUUCCAAAACAGAAGAACGAAAUGGAGAAGGUGCGAAGAAGACAAAGCACAACAGCCCAUGUGUCUGACAGAGGAUGGGUCGAUGGACAAGCAAUGACUCGCUGUAGUCUCUGGGACUUCUGAAGUUGCACUAUUGAACAUUUUCACUUCUUUUGACAAUAUAUUUUUGACUGUUUUAUUUCUUGUUAUAUUUGGAGAAUGGCACUACU
Engraulis encrasicolus (European anchovy) is the source of this 820-nucleotide messenger RNA. RefSeq names its product homeobox protein notochord-like. NCBI's taxonomy places the organism in Eukaryota, Metazoa, Chordata, Actinopteri, Clupeiformes, Engraulidae. Gene Ontology annotation, biological process: neuron differentiation; regulation of transcription by RNA polymerase II; brain development. The transcript has 2 exons. The record is from RefSeq and is a predicted model, not a curated record. Gene Ontology annotation, molecular function: DNA-binding transcription factor activity, RNA polymerase II-specific; RNA polymerase II cis-regulatory region sequence-specific DNA binding. Bases 31 to 708 code for a protein of 225 amino acids. Gene Ontology annotation, cellular component: nucleus.